This is a messenger RNA of Podarcis lilfordi (Lilford's wall lizard), 19960 nucleotides long. The record is from the annotation of a GenBank genome assembly. NCBI's taxonomy places the organism in Eukaryota, Metazoa, Chordata, Lepidosauria, Squamata, Lacertidae.
CCAGAUCUUGCUCUGAGUGCUCCGUGAGGGUGGAGGCCUCUAGACACAGCAGAGCAUACCUGUCCUCCUGCCGAGCUGCCUCUGUCUCUGACGGAGAAGAUUUAUUGCUCAGAUAAACCCUGGCGUCCGGCAUGCUUCGGCUGCGUAGCUCUUGCCAGGCCUCUGCAUUCCAAACUCCACAUAUUUUUGGGUGUGAGGAGGGGUGUUGAAGAACAUAGCUUCUGACUUUGUAAAAUUUACCUGUAGGCCCGACACCUUUGCAAAUAUGUUGAGUUCUCUGAUUAGGGAGGUUGCUGUGCUUAUGGGGUCUGGUAUUGUGACCAUUAGGUCGUCUGCGAAGAACCCUAAUUUAUAGGUUCUGUCUUUUAUUUCCACUCCCUUGAUGUCUGUGGCUGCUCGGAUUCGGAUUGCUAAGGGUUCCAGAGCCAGGAUAAAUAAGAAGGGAGACAGUGGGCACCCUUGUUUCGUGCCUCUUUCGAUAGCUAUAGUAUUAGAAUCCAUAUUGUUAGUUCUGCAUUUUGCUGAGGCUUGGGAGUAUAUUUGUUUGAGGAUUUGUAGGAAGUUGGGGCCUUCAGAGAAGGAGAGGAAUUUGUUUAGUGUCUUCUGAAAGAAUUCUAGUUGAUUCGAGUUUGGGGCAUAUAUGGAGCCGAUUGUCAGUUUGAUUUUGCCAUCUAGUGUCCCUUUAGCAAAAACGAAUCUGCCUUUUUUGUCCUUUAGGACUGUUGUGGCAGUGAAGUUCAGGUCUCUGCUGAGUAUUAUGCCUACGCCGCGAGCUUUCCCUGAGCCUCGUGCGACCCACUGUUGACUGAAGUGGGGGUCGCUCAGGAGUUUGCUCCCUUUGGGUGGGUUGUGUAUUUCUUGUAGGAAGGUGAUGUGUGGUUUCAUGGUGUUUAUGUAUGAGGUGAUGCAUUUUCUUUUUAUGGGGUAUCCCAGCCCCCUCACAUUUAAUGUAAUUGCUUUUAGGCUAGCCAUCUUGCUUAUCUAUUAUGUAGGGUGAUUCCUUGCCAACCCGUCCAGGUUGUCCUGUGUCUCUCACUUUGUGUUGUUUAACAAACCGAUGGGGUUGCGCUGACCUAGCGUGUGAUGGGUGGGGGAUUAGUGGGAUUAGGAUCAGGUUUGGGUUAAAGAGUGGGGGAUAAGUUAUAGAGAGUAUCCUAUAUGUAGUCAUAUAGGUGUUUGUUAGGGGUAUUUUGGGCCAUCUGGCGUUUAGCCGGUUGGUCCUGAGUCUCAGCUGGCGUGGAUGGCCUAGUUCAGGGGCAGGCCAUCCUCCCUGUCGUUUGCGAUAGGGGGUGGUCAGUGAGACAGUGUUAAGCGUCUUUGUGACGCCAAUGUCGGGUAUAGGGUUCAUAAGCAGUGUUGCCAGUGUUAUUAGCAACAUGUUAUUAGCAAUAUGUUGGGGUGGGGAUGUGGGUGUUGGUACGCUCUGGUGCCACCAUUGUGCUGAUUGUGUCAGAUUUUAGCCUGUUUGUGGGUUGUUGGGUGGUGGGGAAUAUGUUUUGAAGUCAUCUGGACUGGCGUUGGGGUGGGGAUCUCUGUGGAGAUGCAGGGCUGGGGGGGUGCUAAUGGUGCUGGCUAUAUUUAUGGCCUAGGGGGAGGGGGAAGGAAGGGGGAAAUCACCAGUCCUUCAGUUCGAGAUGUCUUCUGGGUGCUUCAUUCAGCUGUGGUUGUUGUUGUAGGGUUGUCCAUCUGUGAUGUGUUGGUUUGGUUGAUCCUGGUCUGUUGCCUUGUGCUGUAUGUUCAGCAGGAUGCUUCUGUGCGUGGUGGUGGUUAGAUGUGCUGGUUUGCAUUGUUGUGUCGCUUCUGUUGCUUCUUUUUCCUCUUUACGGUUGUCCAUUUGUUUGGUGUUGUUUCAUCGUGGUGGUCGUGACUGUCACUUGGUGGGUCUGUCGGUUGCCAUGCCAGUGGAGGGUCGAGUUCAAGGUUCUUCAGUAGUUGCAGGGCUUCAGGUAUGUUGGUAGCUGUGUGUUGUGUUGUGUUGGUUGUUACUAUAAGGCGGAAGGGGAAGCCCCAUCGGUACUUGAUCCCUGCUUGUUGGAGGCGCUGGGUGCAUGGGCGUAGGUUUUUCCUUCAAUUUAGGGUGUCCUGAGAUAAAUCCUGUAAGGCCAAUAUGGGGUUGUCUCCGUAUCGAAGGCUUGUUGUUGAGUUUCUUAGGUUGUUCCAUACCUCUUCUUUCUUUCUGUAGCGUGCGAAGCAUACAAUGAUGUCUCGUGGGGGGGCGUUGGGUUUCGGCAUAGGUUUUAGGGCUCUGUGAGGCCUCUCCAGGUCGCCUCCCUUGAGUGUCAGGUUUGGGAAUGUAUUUUUCAGCCAGCGUACAAUUAGGUCUGCUGGGCUUUUCUCCUCCACUUUUUCAGGAGUUGCGGAAGCAGAUGUUACAGCGUCUACUACGGUCUUCUAAGUCUGCCAGUUUGAUUUUCAUGGCUGUGUUUUUCAUAUCUACUAUUUCCAGGUGGCUUUCCAGUUUAGCCACUUUAUUAUUGACACGUGUGUUUUCCUCUCGGUACUUCUCUACUAUUCUUUCUUGUAUAGAGUUUUUUCUUGUAUAGAGUUCUUUCUUGUAUAGAGCUUUUCUAGAGUUUCCAUUUUGGAGGUCAUGUCACUGGAUGCUUUGAGUAGUUCUGUUAGUCUCAUUUUCACUUCCUUCAGUUCUUGUUUUGUUGCUGGGUCGUUGUCAUCUGGGGGGGGGUGUUGUGUUCUUGGUGCUGUUUGCGAUGACACCAACCAGGGAGAUGGCAGUCUCGUCGGUGUUUUUGGUUUCAAAUUUGUUUGGCAUCCUCUUGGAGCAGGGUGUGUUGUGGUUAGGGGUUGUGGUGAUUGCUGGGUGUUGCUGAUCUGUUGAGCUGAACAGGCGUUGUUGACUGGUGGCUUUUAUAGAGCGUCUGGAUUAGGCGGUCAUUAGUGUCCAGUCUGGGCUGGGCUGUAAGGGCUUCUCUGGGGUUCCCUCAGUCGCCUCAGCAGUGUUCCCGAGGUGGGGGGGCAGCCAAGCAGACAGAUGAGUAAGCCAACAGACAGACGGUUCACAUAAAGGGGAUGGUGGGCAGGGGUAUGAGAGAUUGGUGGGGUAGGGUCAGAGGGAGAGUGUAUGUUUGGGGGGGUUAUUCGUGGGUGCACCUGUGUGUACACGUCUGUGCACUGAUCCUCACGAAAGGGGUAUUGGGGCCCAGUCGAGGGUGGAGGGAGGGGUUAGGGGUUCGUAGUAAAGAAUUAGGAAUUUAAGGAUGUCAAGGAUGUGUUCAGGAACAGAACCCAGCAAAGCAGUGUAGAGUUUGAAGGUGAAAAAGGAGGGGAGGAAAGGGGGAGAAGCAGGGGAGGGGAGGGAUGGAAGUCAAGAAGGGGUGAGAGAAAAGGAGGGAAGGAGAGGAAGGAAGGAAGGAAGGAAGGAGAGAGAGAGAGAGAGAGAGAGAGAGAGAGAUAAGGGGGGAAGAGACAGGGAAAGAUGAAAAUGUUUGGUUGCAGUGGUGGUUCUAGUUAUAGUAUGAGGUAAGACCCCUGGGGGGGAUUGCUACUGAAAGUGUAUGGGGAGGUAUGUGUAUGUAGAUUUUAGGGUUAGGAGGGUAAGAAAGACUAGAGAAGCAGACUAAAUCAAAGAGGGGAAGCGGGGGUGUGUGUGUGAGAGAGAUCUGAAGAUGUUGAAGUUGUGGUGCCUGGCAGUAGUAUUUGUAUAUCAAAUGCCAGAGGUAAAAGUAUUGUAGAAAUGAAAAUGUAUAGAGACCCCUUUUGGGAGGGGCAAAUUUAAUAUAAUAAUGUGUAUGUGUUCUUUUAAAAAGGAGGGGGGGAAGGGGAGACAGAGAAGGAGAGGGGGGAGGGGGGAGGAAAGGAGAAGAAAGGAAAAGAAAAAGGGAGGGGGGAAGGGCACCAGUGGCAGUAGCACUGAUAUGGGGGGGGGAGUAUUUUUAUUUUAUUUUAAUUUUCAGGGAGGAUGGUAAUAUUGUAGUUGCAGGACAAUGGGGGGAAGGUAAGGCUCCGUCCUCAAAAACAGACAAGCUAAGAGACUAAAGGGGGAGUAAGAGGAAAAGAGGAGUAAUAGUAGUAUUAAUAAUAAAAAGGAUUUUUUUAAAAAGGGAAGUAAUAAUGAUGAUAAAAAAUAGUAAUUAAAAACUAAGUGUUUCCCCCUUUUUUCAAAAAAUAAAAAUGAGGGUAGAGACUGGGGUAAGAAUAAGAUGAAAUACAGAAAAUAGGGAAAAUAUGUUAGUGAGGGGCAGCUUGUCUGGUAAAAAUAAAGUAAAAAAUAUUGGGAGGGAAGGAAAGAGGACAACAGCAACAGCAAAAAGUCCCCUCCCUUUUGGGGGGGUGAUAAAUGUGUUUUUAGGUAAUCUAUGGAUGUAUUUUUAAAAUGGUGGUAAUAAUAAUUUAGCAAAAGGGCUGAAGAUUUAGGGAAGGAGGGAAGGGAAAAAAGGGGGGGUUGUUUUUUUUUAAAGGGCGUUAAAAAUGUAUGGAAAAAAAGGGGGGAGUGGUGCCCCGCAAGACGAAUGCCUCGCAAGACGGAAAACCCACUAGACGAAAGGGUUUUCCGUUUUUGAGUUGCUUCGCAGGACGAAUUUCCCUAUGGGCUUGCUUCGCAAGACGAAAAUGUCUUGCGAGUCUUGAGAUUUUUUUUCGCUUUCCCCCCCUUUUUCUAAGCCGCUAAGCCACUAAUAGCCUUUUAGCAGCUAAUCCUCUAAGCCAAUAAACCUUUAAUAGCCGCUAAACCGCUAAUAGCGCUAAUCCGCUAAGCCGCUAAUAGGGUUGCUUCGCAAGACGAAAAAACCGCUAGACGAAGACACUCGCGGAACGGAUUAAUUUCGUCUUGCGAGGCACCACUGUAUUAAAAAGUUGGUUGGUAAUAUGUUUUUUUUUUAAAGAAAAAAAAUAGAAGAAAAACGGGGGAGGUAAAAAACACUCUCCCACAAAAAGGCUUUCUUUCUCGGCUCAGCCUGGGGGGAGGGGUCAGCAGCUCCCUUAGUUGCUGCGCUGGGCUCACCCGGUUGUCAGUUCUGGUGGCAGCAGCAGCAGUCCCAGCGGUCCGGCGCCAGCCAGGUAACCCAAUUGAUUCUGGCUGGCUUCAGGAGCUGCUCGCUGCUGUGGCUUCCGCCAUGAUGCCUCGCUGGAAGUCGAUCUGAGGAUUUCUUUCCCAAAUUUAGUCAUAAUUUGGUCAUCACUUUUGGAAGGCGCACUUGGAGGGACUGCCGAUGCCCUAUUGCUAUGAACAAAUCCAGAAAGAUCCUGGAACACUCAGUGGCUCGUAGAGUGGCAGCGCUGGGGGGGCGUGUCAUUGACCACCCCAACAUCCAGUUCAGCAAGAUGCACGAGGAUGGCGUGCAUCCUUCCAGUGCGGGAAACGAUGUUUGGUUGGUUGAUAUAUCUGCGGGGAUUAGGGAUUAGUUGCAGGUCUGAGGGUAUUGGCGACGAGCUUUGCUCGAGUGGCGGUUAGGCAUUGGUAUGGGUAUUGUUAUGUAGAUGUAUGGGGGGAGGAGCACCAUCACCUCCCCCAGAUAUUAAAGGGUAGUCCGGUAAACGGUUCCGGGGGGCGUGGCCCCAUCCAAGGGCCUAUGGAGGCCAGGGCCCAAGGCACGCCCCCGAGCGGUGACCCCGGGGAGUGCCUAGUUGAUGGGCAUCAGCUGUGAGGGGAAGGAGAAAGGUGAAUGAGUCAGCGUGGAGGAGUCCCUCCAUAACAGAAACAAAGGCAAGCAGGAAGAGAAGCUAAGGAGUCAGCCUGCACACAUGAAAGGGGAAAACAAAAGAGAGAAAACAGAGUGUAGAAAAAACUAGAGGAACGCCUAGUGGCAAAAGAAGUGAAAGACGCGAGUAAAAUCAACAGAAGACAAUUAAGUAUAGUGGUAGCUCCACCUAUUGGGCUAACUGGAAAUAACAAGAAUAAACUGAUAUAACAAAGAAAUGAACACUGUUUGUAUAUAUUAGAUAAAUUUGAAAGAACGUGCAACCUAAAAAAUCCAAAUAACCCAAACAAAAGAAGAUUCCUGGUCUUACUCAAUAUAAGAGCAAUUAAAAAAGAAUUUGUAAUUUAUUUUUUUAAAGCGGAAAUGGAGGUAGAAAAAGUGAAGCAAGGGAAACUCCUACAAAUAAAAGAAGCGCAGAGACCACAUGAAACUGUUAUUUUAAAAGAGGUAUUGCUAGGUAGGCAUCUCAAUGGGAUCAAAGAAGAUUCAGACAACUUUUGGCCUAGCCUCAGUCUCUAACUAAGCAAGGAGAAUAUCGAUGGUGGAGAAUGAGAGCAACAUGGAUGUUAAAGAGAUAUUAUUGGCAAUGGAAAGAAUGGAGAAGAACCUAGGAGAUAAGAUAAGCACCCUAGAUGGAAAUAUUAAAAUCUUAGAUGGAAAAGUGGAGAGUAUGGGCACUAAGAUUGAGAAAAAUUCCACAUUAAUAAUGGACCUUUCUAAUCAAGUGACCCAACAACCCAACUGACAACAAAGAACAAAGAGCUAGACAAGAUGGUGCAGGAGAUAAAGAAUAAGUCAUUAAAACAAGAGGAAGCCAGGAACAAAAUUCAGGCGGAUCAAAGAGAUUCAAGGAAAGUCCCAGAGAAAAAGAAAGAGGAACUGAGGAAGGUUCAGGAAGAGACCCUGGAUGCAAGGAGAUGAAGCAAACGGAGGUGUUGUUACACUUCCGAGGAGUUAAAGGAAGAAAUUUCAACAAAACUAUUGAAAGAACUGGCGGAUUGGUUAGGGGUCGAGGAAGAUGAACUACUUUUGGACAUUGAAAAAAUAUUUAGGAUUAAGGUGAACAAGUCAAGAAACAAAAAGGGACUGGGAGAUUGUUUAGUAUUUCUGAAAUCGAGGCUACUCAGGGAAAAAAAUCCUAUUAAAGAAUUGAACUGAUCCCUUGUGUAUAGAGGGCAAAGUAAUCGAGAUUAUGAAGGAGAUCCCAACCAGGUUGUUGAAGAGGAGAGAUAAUUCCAGAUUCUUAACGACAGUGCUGAAGAAGAAUAAAAUUCUGUUUAGGUGGGAAUUUCCCGAAGGACUUACCUCUACAUAUAAAGAGAAGAAGAACCCUUAGAUCGGCGGAGGAGACCAGAAUUUUUUGGAGGAAGUACUGGGAGGAGCUGGGAGGAGAAAGGCUUCAAGAGCGAGAAGAAACAAGAUAAAGCUAGAAUUAUUAUAACGACUCCUACCUUUUGUGCCCUGUUGUUGUUGUUGUUGUUGUUGUUGUUUCUUUUUCUUUUUCUUUACCAACUACCCCCGAUUUUAAAGUAGUUCAUAUAAAUUUAAUAAAACUGUAUGGCCUUUAAGUGUAUUUCCUGGAAUGUACCUUAAAGAAAGGAAAAUGGGAUAUAAUAUGUCUACCAGAGACCCAUGUAUCUAAAGAUCAUAUACGGGUACUAAAAAACAAGAACUUGGGUCUGGAGUUUACAGCCGCAGGAGCAGAAAAGAAAAGAGGGGUGGUAAUUUAUGUAAAACCAGUGUUAAGUCCACAACUAAUAUUUCAAGAUGAGGAAGGUAGAAUAGUAGGAGUAGAAAUACAAAGAAAUCAAGAAAAGAUAAUAGUGGUAGGAGUGUAUGCUCCAAAUAAUAAUAAAUCUGAAUUUUACAGAAAAUUGGAAGAGAAGCUUUGGGAAUUUGAGAAUGGAAAGAUAAUUAUGAUGGGAGAUGUGAAUGGAGUUAUAUCUAUUGAAAUGGAUAGAACCGAGAGAGGGGGGAAAUCAAACUGAGGCAGACUACCAUUAUCGUUCUUCCAGUUGACUGAUAAUCUUAAUUUAUUCGAUACCUGGAGAUUGAAGCAUCCCACUGAAAAGAAUAUUACCUAUUUUUCCGAAGAUAAAAAAUUGGGAGGGAGAAUAGACGCAAUUUGGGUCUCAAAAAAAUUGACAUUGAGCUUGGUAAAAGCAGAGAUUCUGAAUAAAUCUCUCUCAGAUGAUAAUCCAGUUACUAUACACAUAAGAUUUAAAAAACAUACGAGAGGGAGGUGGAGGAUGAAUGAUGAGGUUUGGAGAGAUGAGCAAAAGGUGAAUAAAAUGAGGGAAUUGUUGAAGGAAUUUUUCGAAAUUAAUGAGAGACAUGGGACAGACAGGAAAAUCAUUUGGGAUACCAGUAAAGCCUAUAUGAGAGGAAUUGGAAUACAACAAAUGGCAAGAAUAAGGAAGGAUAAAGCAAAGGAUACUAUGGAAAUAAAUAAACAGAUAAGGGAGAAGGAAAAAGAACUGUUGAAAAAUCCAAAACAAGAGAGUAUAAUCCAGAAUAUAAAAAAUGUACAAUCCCAACUACAUAAAUAAUUUAAUAAACAAAGAGGUAGAAAAUAAGAUUAAAUGGACAAAACAAAGGUAUUUUGAAUCGGCAAAUAAACCCGGUAGAAUGUUGUCCUGGCUAACAAAGGAGAAACAAGCGGAUAGGGUUAUAAAUAAGAUUAUUGAACAAGGAAAAGAAAUUACAGACCCGGACCAAAUAAAAAUGAUGUUUAGGAAUUUUUUAUAAAAAUUAUACUGAGUUGGAAGACAGAGAUGAGAAUAAAAUGAAAGAGUAUGUAAGAGAAAACAAAAUCCCUGAAAUAGAUGGCAAGGAAUUUAGUAAUUUAAACUCGUGCAUAAGCUCAGAAGAAAGAAGAGAGGUGAUAAGGAAAAUGGAAACUGGGAAAUCACCAGGCCCAGACGGAAUACCAGUUACAUAUUACAAGAAACUAGAAGAAGUAAUAAUCCCUAGACUUAAAAGAUCAUGAAUGAGAUAAUGGAAGAAGGGAAAACUCCUGACUCUUGGCGCGAAUGGACCCAAAUAUUAUAAAGAACUACAGGCCAAUUUCACUAUUGAAUAUUGAUUAUAAAAUUUCCGCAGGUGUGUUAGCAAAUAGAUUGAAAAAAUGCUUGAACAGAGUAAUAGGCAGGGACCAGAAUGGCUUCUUACCGGGGAGACAGAUAAAAAAUAAUACAAGAAUAGUGAUUGAUCUUCUAGAAUAUAUUGAUAUGAAGCCUAGUAAGAAGGUGGCAAUGUUACUGGUAGAUGCGGAGAAAGCCUUCGACAGUGUGGCCUGGAAUUUUCUGGUCCACACUGUGGAAAGUUUGAAACUUGGGAACAAAAUUGAGAAUGGUAUUAAAGCGAUAUAUGAAAACCAGAAAGCUAAGUUAAUAAUUAACAAUGAAAUAACUGAAGAAUUCCAAAUUGAAAGAGGCACCAGACAAGAAUGCCCUCUAUCCCCACUUUUGUUUAUUAUGACGCUGGAAACACUCCUAAUAGCGAUAAGAAAGGACCCCAAAAUCUAGGGGAUUAGUCUAGGUAAUAGACAAUAUAAAGUUAAAGCGUUUGCGGACGAUGUAAUCAUUACUACAGAAAAACCCGAAGAAAGUAUACCAGAAGCACUAAAGAAGAUAAUGGAGGCAUUUAAAUUGGACAAGAAAAUUGGCUUCCAGGUGGAAAGAUCAAAAUUAGAAACAGAACUGUUAGAACCCAAAACUAAGAAUUUGUCAAGAAUGUAUAACUUGCUGCUGAAAUGGAAUACUCAGGAUGAAACGGUAAAAUCGGCUAUGAUUAAAUGGGCACAGGACGUUGGACGUAACAUUAUGUUUGCUGACUGGGAACAGUUGUGGACCACAGGUAUGAAAUUUACGGCAUGUAAUGCCUUAAGAGAGAAUAUUAUGAAAAUGAUAUACAGGUGGUACCUAACCCCAGUCAAGCUUGCAAAAAUCUAUCAUUUGCCCGAUAACAAAUGUUGGAAAUGUAAAGAAACUGAAGGUACAUUUUUUCACCUUUGGUGGACGUGCCCAAAGAUUAAGGCUUUCUGGGAAAUGAUAUAUAAUGAAUUAAAAAAGGUAUUUAAAUAUACCUUCCCUAAGAAACUAGAGGCCUUUCUCCUGGACAUAGGCCGCCAAACGGUGUUAAAAAAGGAUAGAAAUUUCUUUAUGUAUGCAACAACAGCAGCAAGAAUACUCAUCGCAAAGUAUUGGAAGAUACAAGAACUUCCCACGCUGGAGGAAUGGCAGAUGAAACUGAUGGACUAUAUGGAACUGGCGGAAAUGACUGGCAGAAUCCGUGACCAGGGAGAAGAGUUGGUGGAGGAAGAUUGGAAGAAAUUCAAAGAUUAUCUUCAGAAACAUUGCAAAAUUAAGGAAUGUUAGAGUGAUGUUGGAUCGAAAAUAAGUGGUUUCCAGCUGUACAGGUUAAAGUUAUUGAUAGACUAAGAUUAAAGAUUAGGAUUAAAGAUGUUUAAGGAAAUGGAAAUUUGGUUAUAUUAAGAUUAAAGAUUGGGAUUAAAAAAAGUGGAAAAGAAAUUGCUGGACAAACAAUUCGGACUGGAAUACAAAAGAAGGAGGUAUGAGGAAGUCCAGAAAAUAAGUAAAUUCAAAAACGGAAAUGGAAAAGUGAUAUUGUUUUUAAUUGUUCUGUUUCUUUUUAGUUUUUGUUUUGUAUUUUGUUUUCUGUGUUUUCCUUUUCUUUUUGGAUUAUGUAUUGUGUGUUUUUGUACUUCUACUUUUAUGUUCUUCUGUUUAACUUUUAUUGAAAUCCUAAUAAAAAUUAUUAAAAAAAAAAAAAAGAGAAGACUCCCAAACCAGAGAUCCCUUGGGUCUUUGGCUUGGAGUACCUCGGGAGUAGGGUAACUGGCAGAAAGUGCCACGUUGUUAAGAACCAAAGUAUUACGUGUGAAACAACUGAGAAAACCUUGAAGGGAGACGAUGGAUGAAGAUUGAAAGAAAGUUUAAAAAUUCAUUUAGAAAAUUAUUGUAAAAUUAAUGAGUGUUAGAAAAAAUGUUGGAAUGAAACUAUUUGGCUUUAGUAGAAAUGCUUUAAGGAAUUAUGUAUAAAUAAGUUUUAAGUUUUAAGCUUUAGGGCUUUUUAUGGUAAGAUAAAGGUUAAAAUAAAUUAAGGUAAUUUAAUGACAGAAUAUAGUGAAAGAUGGAAAGGAUUUGCUGAGAUAAUUAAUAACUAGAAUACAAAAAGGAGGUGUGAGGAGGUUGAUGAAACAAGUUAAUGAAAGAUAAAGAUUUGGGAAUAUUGGAUUUGUUUUUUAAAUUUUUUGUUUGCUUUUAUUUUUGGUUUUGAUGUAUUGUGUGGGUUUUUUGUGUUUUUUUCCUUCUUAUUGAAUUGUAUUGUUGAAUUCAUUUUUUUUGUCUAUCUUUUUCCUUUUUCUUUUUUCUCUCUGUAAUUUUAAAUUCUCAAUAAAUAUCAUUUAAAAAAACCAGAAGCACUAAAGAAAUUGUUUGAAUAUGGAGGAGUAUCAGGCUUUAAGUUAAAUAAAGAAAAACCUAAAUUAUUAACGAAAAAUAUGGGGGUAAAGGAACAGGAAGAAUUGGAAAGAGUAACAGGCCUUAAAAUUACCACGAAAGUUAAGUAUUUGGGGAUCUGGAUCACCAAUAAAAAUACAAAUUUGUACAAGGAUAACAAUGUGAAGAAGUGGAAGGAAAUAAAAGGACAUCUAAAUAAAUGGAAUAAAUUGAACUUGUCCUUAUGGAGAAGGAUAUCCUUGAUAAAAAUGUCAAUUCUACCAAAAAUGCUCUUCCAGAUGAUCCCAAUAAUUAUCGGGACAAAAUGUUUUAAAGGUUGGCAAAGGGAUCUAUCUAAUUUUAUCUGGCAAGGUAAGAAGCCAAGAGUAAAGUUCAAAGUACUGAUGGAGCCUAGAGAAAGGGCGGGUUCGCAGUCCCAAACCUCAAGCUGUAUUAUUUUGAGGCUGCAUGCAUGACAUGGCUGAAAGAUUGGAUGCUACUGACAGAUACUGAAAUCUUAGACCUGGAGGGCUGGGGCAAAGUUUUCGGCUGGCAUGGCUACCUGGGUCACGAUAAAGAAAAGCACAUAGAGGAUUCACUAAUCAUUUGGUGAGAAAGGCCGUAUUCGAAGCCUGGCAAGGAAAUAAAACAAGAGUAACAGCCAAAACUCCCUGGUGGCUAUCACCUAUAGAGUCAUCACCCUUGCAUAGAAGCAAUAUGAAAGAUAGCUGGCUAACAUAUAGGGAACUCGUAGAAGAGAUCAAAGAUUGCCCAACAGUAAAGAAAUUUGAAGAAUUAAAAGAGAGGGGGGGUGUGAAUUGGUUAGAAUAGUUCCAAUUAAAAAUAAUAUUUGAGAAGGAUGGUAAGCUUAAGGGGUUUGAUAAAAAAAAUUUGGUAUGGGAAAAAGAAAUUUUAUAUAACAACCAACAAAAGGCUAGUCCGUUAAAGGAUUCCGCGGGGCGUGGCCCCGUCCGAAGCCUAUGGAGGCCGCGGCCCAAGGCACGCCCCCGAGCGGUGACCCCGGGGGAGUGCCUAGUUGAUGGGCAUCAGCAGGGCUCCCCCUGCUGGUGUUAACCCUUCCGUGUUUUCAAGCAAGCAGGCCGAAUGACAGUUAGUGAACUGAAGGGUCAGUUGAAGGAAAUAACAAAAAGAAAAAGGAUUCCGUGGGGUGUGGCCCCGUCCGAAGCCUAUGGAGGCCAGGGCCCAAGGCACGCCCCCGAGGAGUACCUAGUUGAUGGGCAUCAGCAGGGCUCCCCCUGCUGGUGUUAACCCUUCCGUGUCUUCAAGCAAGCAGGCCGAAUGAGUUAGUGAAGUGAAGGGUCAGUUGAAGGAAAUAACAAAAAGAAAAAGGAUUCCGUGGGGUGUGGCACCGUCCGAAGCCUAUGGAGGCCAGGGCCCAAGGCACGCCCCCGAGCGGUGACCCCGGGGGAGUGCCUAGUUGAUGGGCAUCAGCAGGGCUCCCCCUGCUGGUGUUAACCCUUCCGGGUCUUCAAGUAAGCAAGCUGAAUGAGAGUUAGUGAACUGAAGGGUCAGAUGAAGGAAAUAAUAAAACGAAAAAAGGAUUCCGUGGGGCGUGGCCCCGUCCGAAGCCUAUGGAGGCCAGGGCCCAAGGCACGCCCCCGAGCGGUGACCCCGGGGGAGUGCCUAGUUGAUGGGCAUCAGCAGGGCUCCCCCUGCUGGUGUUAACCCUUCCGGGUCUUCAAUCAAGCAGGCCGAAUGACAGUUAGUGAACUGAAGGGUCAGUUGAAGGAAAUAACAAAAAGAAAAAGGAUUCCGUGGGGUGUGGCCCUGUUCGAAGCCUAUGGAGGCCAGGGCCCAAGGCACGCCCCCGAGCGGUGACCCCGGGGGAGUGCCUAGUUGAUGGGCAUCAGCAGGGCUCCCCCUGCUGGUGUUAACCCUUCCGGGUCUUCAAGCAAGCAGGCCGAAUGACAGUUAGUGAACUGAAGGGUCAGUUGAAGCAAAUAACAAAAAGAAAAAGGAUUCCGUGGGGCGUGGCCCCGUCCGAAGCCUACGGAGGCCAGGGCCCAAGGCACGCUCCUGAGCAGUGACCCGGGGAGUGCCUAGUUGAUGUGCAUCAGCUGUGAGGGGAAGGAGAAAGGUGAAUGAGUCAGCGUGGAGGAGUCCCGCCAUAACAGAAGCAAAGGCAAGCAGGAAGAGAAGCUAAGGAGUCAGCCUGCACACAUGAAAGGGGAAAACAAAAGAGAGAAAACAGAGUGUAGAAAAAACUAGAGGAACGCCUAGUGGCAAAAGAAGUGAAAGACGCGAGUAAAAUCAACAGAAGACAAUUAAGUAUAGUGGUAGCUCCACCUAUUGGGCUAACUGCAAAUAACAAGAAUAAACUGAUAUAACAAAGAAAUGAACACUGUUUGUAUAUAUUAGCUAAAUUUGAAAGACUGUGCAACCUAAAAAAUCCAAAUAACCCAAACAAAAGAAGAUUCCUGGUCUUACUCAAUAUAAGAGCAAUUAAAAAAGAAUUGUAAUUUAUUUUUAAAGCAGAAAUGGAAGUAUAAAAAGUGAAGCAAGAGAAACUCCUACAAAUAAAAGAAGCGCAGAGACCACAUGAAACUGUUAUUUUAAAAAAGGUAUUGCUAGGUAGGCAUCUCAGUGGGAUUUAAGAAGAUUCAGACAACUUUUGGCCUAGCCUCAGCCUCUAACUAAGCAAGGAGAACAUCGAUGGUGGAGAAUGAGAGCAACAUGGACGUUAAAGAGAUAUUAUUGGCAAUGGAAAGAAUGGAGAAGAACCUAGGAGAUAAGAUAAGCACCCUAGAUGGAAAUAUUAAAAUCUUAGAUGGAAAAGUGGAGAGUAUGGGCACUAAGAUUGAGAAAAAUUCCACAUUAAUAAUGGACCUUUCUAAUCAAGUGACCCAACUGACAACAAAGAACAAAGAGCUAGACAAGAUGGUGCAGGAGAUAAAGAAUAAGUCAUUAAAACAAGAGGAAGCCAGGAACAAAAUUCAGGCGGAUCAAAGAGAUUCAAGGAAAGUCGCAGAGAAAAAGAAAGAGGAACUAAGGAAGGUUCAGGAAGAGACCCUGGAUGCAAGGAGAUGAAGCAAACGGAGGUGUUGUUACACUUCCGAGGAGUUAAAGGAAGAAAUUUCAACAAAACUAUUGAAAGAACUGGCGGAUUGGUUAGGGGUCGAGGAAGAUGAACUACUUUUGGACAUUGAAAAAAUAUUUAGGAUUAAGGUGAACAAGUCAAGAAACAAAAAGGGACUGGGAGAUUGUUUAGUAUUUCUGAACUCGAGGCUACUCAGGGAAAAAAUCCUAUUAAAGAAUAGAACUGAUCCCUUGUGUAUAGAGGGCAAAGUAAUCGAGAUUAUGAAGGAGAUCCCAACCAGGUUGUUGAAGAGGAGAGAUAAUUCCAGAUUCUUAACGACAGUGCUGAAGAAGAAUAAAAUUCUGUUUAGGUGGGAAUUUCCCGAAGGACUUACCUCUACAUAUAAGAGAGAAGAAGAACCCUUAGAUCGGCGGAGGAGACCAGAAUUUUUUGGAGGAAGUACUGGGAGGAGCUGGGAGGAGAAAGGCUCCAAGAGCGAGAAGAAACAAGAUAAAGCUAGAAUUAUUAUAACGACUCCUACCUUUUGUGCCCUGUUGUUGUUGUUGUUGUUAUUUCUUUUUCUUUUUCUUUACCAACUACCCCCGAUUUUAAAGUAGUUCAUAUAAAUUUAAUAAAACUGUAUGGCCUUUAAGUGUAUUUCCUGGAAUGUACCUUAAAGAAAGGAAAAUGGGAUAUAAUAUGUCUACAAGAGACCCAUGUAUCUAAAGAUCAUAUACGGGUACUAAAAAACAAGAACUUGGGUCUGGAGUUUACAGCCGCAGGAACAGAAAAGAAAAGAGGGGUGGUAAUUUAUGUAAAACCAGUGUUAAGUCCACAACUAAUAUUUCAAGAUGAGGAAGGUAGAAUAGUAGGAGUAGAAAUACAAAGAAAUCAAGAAAAGAUAAUAGUGGUAGGAGUGUAUGCUCCAAAUAAUAAUAAAUCUGAAUUUUACAGAAAAUUGGAAGAGAAGCUUUGGGAAUUUGAGAAUGGAAAGAUAAUUAUGAUGGGAGAUGUGAAUGGAGUUAUAUCGAUUGAAAUGGAUAGAACCGAGAGAGGGGGGAAAUCAAACUGAGGCAGACUACCAUUAUCGUUCUUCCAGUUGACUGAUAAUCUUAAUUUAUUCGAUACCUGGAGAUUGAAGCAUCCCACUGAAAAGAAUAUUAACUUUUUUUCCGAAGAUAAAAAAUUGGGAGGGAGAAUAGAUGCAAUUUGGGCCUCGAAAAAAUUGACAUUGAGCUUGGUAAAAGCAGAGAUUCUGAAUAAAUCUCUCUCAGACGAUAAUCCAGUUACUAUACACAUAAGAUUUAAAAAGCAUAUGAGAGGGAGGUGGAGGAUGAAUGAUGAGGUUUGGAGAGACGAGCAAAAGGUGAAUAAAAUGAGGGAAUUGUUCAAGGAAUUUUUCGAAAUUAAUGAGAGACAUGGGACAGACAGGAAAAUCAUUUGGGAUACCAGUAAAGCCUAUAUGAGAGGAAUUGGAAUACAACAAAUGGCAAGAAUAAGGAAGGAUAAAGCAAAGGAUACUAUGGAAAUAAAUAAACAGAUAAGGGAGAAGGAAAAAGAACUGUUGAAGUGGAAGGAAGGAAGGAAAUAAAAGGACACCUAAAUAAAUGGAAUAAAUUGAACUUGUCCUUAUGGGGAAGGAUAUCCUUGAUAAAAAUGUCAAUUCUACCAAAAAUGCUCUUCCAGAUGAUCCCAAUAAUUAUCGGGACAAAAUGUUUUAAAGGUUGGCAAAGGGAUCUAUCUAAUUUUAUCUGGCAAGGUAAGAAGCCAAGAGUAAGGUUCAAAGUACUGAUGGAGCCUAGAGAAAGGGGCGGGUUCGCAGUCCCAAACCUCAAGCUGUAUUAUUUUGAGGCUGCAUGCAUGACAUGGCUGAAAGAUUGGAUGCUACUGACAGAUACCGAAAUCUUAGACCUGGAGGGCUGGGGCAAAGUUUUCGGCUGGCAUGGCUACCUGGGUCACGAUAAAAGAAAAGCACAUAGAGGAUUCACUAAUCAUUUGGUGAGAAAGGCCGUAUUCGAAGCCUGGCAAGGAAAUAAAACAAGAGUAACAGCCAAAACUCCCUGGUGGCUAUCACCUAUAGAGUCAUCACCCUUGCAUAGAAGCAAUAUGAAAGAUAGCUGGCUAACAUAUAGGGAACUCGUAGAAGAGAUCAAAGAUUGCCCAACAGUAAAGAAAUUUGAAGAAUUAAAAGAGAGGGGGGUGUGAAUUGGUUAGAAUAGUUCCAAUUAAAAAUAAUAUUUGAGAAGGAUGGUAAGCUUAAGGGGUUUGAUAAAAAAAAUUUGGUAUGGGAAAAAGAAAUUUUAUAUAACAACCAACAAAAGGCUAGUCCGUUAAAGGAUUCCGCGGGGCGUGGCCCCGUCCGAAGCCUAUGGAGGCCGCGGCCCAAGGCACGCCCCCGAGUGGUGACCCCGGGGGAGUGCCUAGUUGAUGGGCAUCAGGAGGGCUCCCCCUGCUGGUGUUAACGCUUCCGGGUCUUCAAGCAAGCAGGCCGAAUGACAGUUAGUGAACUGAAGGGUCAGUUGAAGCAAAUAACAAAAAGAAAAAGGAUUCCGUGGGGUGUGGCCCCGUCCGAAGCCUAUGGAGGCCAGGGCCCAAGGCACGCCCCCGAGGAGUGCCUAGUUGAUGGGCAUCAGCAGGGCUCCCCCUGCUGGUGUUAACGCUUCCGGGUCUCCAAGUAAGCAGGCCGAAUGACAGUUAGUGAACUGAAGGGUCAGUUGAAGCAAAUAACAAAAAGAAAAAGGAUUCCGUGGGGCGUGGCCCCGUCCGAAGCCUAUGGAGGCACGCACCCGAGCGGUGACCCUGGGGGAGUGCCUAGUUGAUGUGCAUCAGCUGUGAGGGGAAGGAGAAAGGUGAAUGAGUCAGCGUGGAGGAGUCCCGCCAUAACAGAAACAAAGGCAAGCAGGAAGAGAAGCUAAGGAGUCAGCCUGCACACAUGAAAUGGGAAAACAAAAGAGAGAAAACAGAGUGUAAAAAAAACUAGAGGGACGCCUAGUGGCAAAAGAAGUGAAAGACGCGAGUAAAAUCAACAGAAGACAAUUAAGUAUAGUGGUAGCUCCACCUAUUGGGCUAACUGCAAAUAACAAGAAUAAACUGAUAUAACAAAGAAAUGAACACUGUUUGUAUAUAUUAGCUAAAUUUGAAAGACUGUGCAACCUAAAAAAUCCAAAUAACCCAAACAAAAGAAGAUUCCUGGUCUUACUCAAUAUAAGAGCAAUUAAAAAAGAAUUUGUAAUUUAUUUUUAAAGCGGAAAUGGAAGUAUAAAAAGUGAAGCAAGGGAAACUCCUACAAAUAAAAGAAGCGCAGAGACCACAUGAAACUGUUAUUUUAAAAAAGGUAUUGCUAGGUAGGCAUCUCAGUGGGAUUUAAGAAGAUUCAGACAACUUUUGGCCUAGCCUCAGCCUCUAACUAAGCAAGGAGAACAUCGAUGGUGGAAAAUGAGAGCAACAUGGACGUUGCGGAUCAAAGAGAUUCAAGGAAAGUCCCAGAGAAAAAGAAAGAGGAACUGAGGAAGGUUCAGGAAGAGACCCUGGAUGCAAGGAGAUGAAGGAGAAGGAGAUGUUGUUGCACUUCCGAGGAGCUAAAGAGAACCAGGAGCAAGAAAUUCCAACAAAACUAUUGAAAGAACUGGCGGAUUGGUUAGGGGUCGAGGAAGAUGAACUACUUUUGGACAUUGAAAAAAUAUUUAGGAUUAAGGUGAACAAGUCAAGAAACAAAAAGGGACUGGGAGAUUGUUUAGUAUUUCUGAACUCGAGGCUACUCAGGGAAAAAAUCCUAUUAAAGAAUAGAACUGAUCCCUUGUGUAUAGAGGGCAAAGUAAUCGAGAUUAUGAAGGAGAUCCCAACCAGGUUGUUGAAGAGGAGAGAUAAUUCCAGAUUCUUAACGACAGCGCUGAAGAAUAAAAUUCUGUUUAGGUGGGAAUUUCCCGAAGGACUUACCUCUACAUAUAAAGAGAGAAGAACCCUUAGAUCGGCGGAGGAGACCAGUUACUAUACACAUAAGAUUUAAAAAGUAUACGAGAGGGAGGUGGAGGAUGAAUGAUGAGGUUUGGAGAGAUGAGCAAAAGGUGAAUAAAAUGAGGGAAUUGUUCAAGGAAUUUUUCGAAAUUAAUGAGAGACAUGGGACAGACAGGAAAAUCAUUUGGGAUACCAGUAAAGCCUAUAUGAGAGGAAUUGGAAUACAACAAAUGGCAAGAAUAAGGAAGGAUAAAGCAAAGGAUACUAUGGAAAUAAAUAAACAGAUAAGGGAGAAGGAAAAAGAACUGUUGAAGUGGAAGGAAGGAAGGAAAUAAAAGGACAUCUAAAUAAAUGGAAUAAAUUGAACUUGUCCUUAUGGAGAAGGAUAUCCUUGAUAAAAAUGUCAAUUCUACCAAAAAUGCUCUUCCAGAUGAUCCCAAUAAUUAUCGGGACAAAAUGUUUUAAAGGUUGGCAAAGGGAUCUAUCUAAUUUUAUCUGGCAAGGUAAGAAGCCAAGAGUAAGGUUCAAAGUACUGAUGGAGCCUAGAGAAAGGGGCGGGUUCGCAGUCCCAAACCUCAAGCUGUAUUAUUUUGAGGCUGCAUGCAUGACAUGGCUGAAAGAUUGGAUGCUACUGACAGAUACCGAAAUCUUAGACCUGGAGGGCUGGGACAAAGUUUUUGCGUGGCACGGCUACCUGGGUCACGAUAAAAGAAAAGCACAUAGAGGAUUCACUAAUCAUUUGGUGAGAAAGGCCCUAUUCGAAGUCUGGCAAGGAAAUAAAACAAGAGUAACAGCCAAAACUCCCUGGUGGCUAUCACCUAUAGAGUCAUCACCCUUGCAUAGAAGCAAUAUGAAAGAUAGCUGGCUAACAUAUAGGGAACUCGUAGAAGAGAUCAAAGAUUGCCCAACAGUAAAGAAAUUUGAAGAAUUAAAAGGGGGGGGGUGAAUUGGUUAGAAUAUUUCCAAUUAAAAAUAAUAUUUGAGAAGGAUAGUAAGCUUAAGUGGUUUGAUAAAAAAAUCUCGGUAUGGGAAAAAGAAAUUUUAUAUAACAACCAACAAAAGGCUAGUCUGUUAAAGGAUUCCACGGGGCGUGCCUAGUUGAUGGGCAUCAGCAGGGCUCCCCCUGCUGGUAUUAACCCUUCCGGGUCUUCAAGUAAGCAGGCCGAAUGACAGAUGGAGAUUGAAGCAUCCCCCUGAAAAGGAUAUUACCUAUUUUUCCGAAGAUAAAAAAUCGGGAGGGAGAAUAGACCCAAUUUGGGCCUCAAAAAAAUUGACAUUGAGCUUGGUAAAAGCAGAGAUUCUGAAUAAAUCUCUCUCAGACGAUAAUCCAGUUACUAUACACAUAAGAUUUAAAAAGCAUACGAGAGGGAGGUGGAGGAUGAAUGAUGAGGUUUGGAGAGAUGAGCAAAAGGUGAAUAAAAUGAGGGAAUUGUUGAAGGAAUUUUUCGAAAUUAAUGAGAGACAUGGGACAGACAGGAAAAUCAUUUGGGAUACCAGUAAAGCCUAUAUGAGAGGAAUUGGAAUACAACAAAUGGCAAGAAUAAGGAAGGAUAAAGCAAAAGAUACUAUGGAAAUAAAUAAACAGAUAAGGGAGAAGGAAAAAGAACUGUUGAAAAAUCCAAAACAAGAGAGUAUAAUCCAGAAUAUAAAAAAUGUACAAUCCCAACUACAUAAAUAAUUUAAUAAACAAAGAGGUAGAAAAUAAGAUUAAAUGGACAAAACAAAGGUAUUUUGAAUCGGCAAAUAAACCCGGUAGAAUGUUGUCCUGGCUAACAAAGGAGAAACAAGCGGAUAGGGUUAUAAAUAAGAUUAUUGAACAAGGAAAAGAAAUUACAGACCCGGACCAAAUAAAA